AUGGGCAUGUUGGAGGAAUGGAGGAGAAGUUUGGAGGGGAAAGGUGGUGGGAAUGAUUAUGGUUUGUUGGAGAGUGCCGUGAGGAGGGAAGAUAGAUUGAAGAAACCGGGAGAUGGGUUUUUUAAAGCUAACAUCGAUGCUUAUAUGUUUAUAGUUGAGUUGGAGCUAAAAAUUGCAAAAAUUAUUGCCAUCGGGAAGGCUUUGUCUCGGUUACGUGAACUCAACAUUCCAAAUUUAAUUAUUGAAUAUGAUGCUCGGUUGGUGAUUCGUGCUAUCAAUGGUCCAAAUAUUGAUAAUUAUGAGUUUGGGAUCUUAGUUGAUGAUUGUAAAGCGUUCAAACCUCAUUCCUAUGAGGUCAACUUUGGGUUUAUACAUAGGGAGGCUAAUUCCGCAUUAAAUGAACUUGCUAAGAGUCUGCUGCUAUUUCGUUGA
This is a messenger RNA of Dovyalis caffra, 432 nucleotides long. The record is from the annotation of a GenBank genome assembly. Lineage: Eukaryota; Viridiplantae; Streptophyta; Magnoliopsida; Malpighiales; Salicaceae.